Tremella mesenterica DSM 1558 is the source of this 1344-nucleotide messenger RNA. RefSeq lists its product as uncharacterized. The transcript has 4 exons. The record is from RefSeq and is a predicted model, not a curated record. The annotation marks the transcript as partial. Gene Ontology annotation, biological process: inositol phosphate biosynthetic process. NCBI's taxonomy places the organism in Eukaryota, Fungi, Basidiomycota, Tremellomycetes, Tremellales, Tremellaceae. Gene Ontology annotation, cellular component: nucleus. Gene Ontology annotation, molecular function: ATP binding; inositol-1,3,4,5,6-pentakisphosphate 2-kinase activity.
AUGACUUUACACCCAAGUACAGCUAGUAGUCAUACACCUACGGAAUACACUUCGGACUUUGGAGAAUUCAUCAAAGUACCUUCUUCUCCUCCUAGACCGGAUGAGACGACAGUGACAGAAUGGGAGUAUAGAGGGGAAGGGAAAGCACAUAUCAUCUUUGGUUAUGUUGGUUUGAACACUUUUUACAGAGGGAAAGCAAUCAGAAUCAAGAAACAACUCAAUGAAAAGGAAGAGGAAGUGGAGAAAGUUUGGAAAAAGGAAUUGAGAAGGUUGAUAGAUCCUCAAUAUCUGUUGAGAGAAAAGAAAGUGGUCGUGAGGAGAGAAUGGGUCAAAGAUGUGUUGAAAAGAGCAGAGGGAAGGUCAGAGAAGAGAAAAGCCGAGUGGGAUGGGGGAGUUUUCGAGGUGAACAAGGAAGGAGAGAUGGAAGUUGAUUUGGUCGAUGAUCUCAGAACUGGGGUUGGGGAGGUGGAACAAGGGGAGAAAGUGGUUGUUAUAGAGAUCAAGCCAAAAUGGGGUUUCCUUCCAAACCCUCAACACAUUCAUCCAGCUGAAGCAGCACCUAUCAAAAGUCAAAAUUGUCGUUUUUGCAUGCACCAAUACCUCCGAGAUCCUACUCUCAUUCAUCAAGGACGAUAUUGUCCCAUAGACCUGUUUUCCGGGGAUGAAGUGAAGAUGCAAAAAGCUCUUGAGGGUCUGGUGAAGUUAUGGAAAUCGACUGGCGGGGUAGGGAAUAAUUGGAGGAUGUUUGUUGGACAGGAAAUCAUCAAUCCAGGUGAUCUGUCCAAACUCGUAUCCAACACUCCUGAAUCACUUUUACCCCACAUAACCCGACUUCUCAAAUCUACCGAAGUCCUAAACCUCCUGAAAUCACUUCAGAUGGCAUUCGACCCCACGGACAUUUCCGCCCUUGCCCAGCAGUACCGUAUCGAGUUCCCAGAGUCAGAGCUGUUCGACCCUUCUAACAUCCCCGAUCCUACAGCGGAAGAAAUCAAAGAUCUGGUUGAUCUACUCCUGUCCGAUCCAUCGCGGCGACUACAUGCACCACAAUCUACAGACUCACCAAGUCCUCCGACUACCUUGCGUACUCCGGCAAUAGUAGCGCCAAUACAUGAGAAAUGGACUUUCAGACAAAGAUGUGUAGCAUAUGGUCUUUCGGCAAUUUUCAAAGAUUGUUCAAUAUUCCUAACCCUCCAUCUGAUUGAUAAUCCUCAAUCGGAUGGAUCUGAAACAUGGAGUUUGGUAGAAGAUAAGUCGUCUCUCAAAAUCAUUGACCUUGAUCUUAAGCCUUUAUCAUUGAAGAAAUGGUAUGAUCUUGAUCAUUCCAUUUGGUCAAAUUGGUGUGAU